GUGCGACUUUUGAUAAGGCAAUAAACCUCCCCGCCGUUAAAAUCCAAUGAUAGAAAAAAAAUGUUAGCGCCAAAUUACACGUGUCAAACCCUUCCUCGUUCUCAACCAGAACCACCGUAUCUUCCUCCCAAACAAACCAACAACCUCCUCCACCGCCGCCACCUUCUCACCGCAACCGCAUUCACCAUCUCCUUCAAUUUCAACUUCUCUCUAAAAACCCCAAUGCCCGUUUCAGAACCGGUAGCCGGUGCCAGUGGCCUCUUCCUCAUGCCGCCACCACGCCUCAUCAACCGGUAUUAUCUAGUGAGGUCCGGGGAGUCAGAGUUCGAGAGCAAGGGAGUGAUUAACACGAAUCCUGUGGCGAAAACCUCCGUGGAUAACGGUUUAUCCGAUAGAGGGAAGAAACAGUCUAUUAGAGCAGCUUUUGAUUUGAAAGAAAUGGGUGCUUGUGAUAAUAACUGUUGGAUUUGGCCUGCUAUUACUCAAAGAGCUUAUCAAACUGCUGAGAUUAUUGCUUCUGUUAAUUCAAUUACUAGAAGUUAUAUAGUUCCAGAAUACAGCUUUCUUGAUGCAAGGGGAUUAGGUGCUUAUGAAGGAAAAACAUUAGAAUCUGUUUCAGAAAUAUAUGCAUCAGACAGUGUAUCUACAAAAAUCAAACCUCCUCCAAUUGACGACGGAACUCCAAAUGAGAGUGUUGCAGAUGUUUUUGUUCGUGUGACCCAACUCAUGUCAAUCCUUGAAACUCAAUAUGCCGGGGACACAGUUGUUAUAGUCUCCCCGGAUUCAGAUAACUUAUCAGUCCUUCAUGCUGGUUUGGUAGGACUAGACUUGAGAAGGCACAGAGAUCUGUCUUUCGCACCUGGUGAAGUUCGCUAUGUUGAUACCAAUGACAUUCCUACUUACAAGAUUCCUCCAUCUGCUGUAUAUAAAUGUUCCAAACUACCAAAUUGUAAUUAGCUCUUUAACUUCUUAUAUAGCAGUUAGAAAAUGGAUAUAUAUUGAUGAAUAUAUAGCUAAAGUUAUUGAUGAAUAUAUAGCUAAAGUUGUCUA
Vicia villosa (hairy vetch) is the source of this 1050-nucleotide messenger RNA. RefSeq lists its product as uncharacterized. Lineage: Eukaryota; Viridiplantae; Streptophyta; Magnoliopsida; Fabales; Fabaceae. Bases 61 to 957 code for a protein of 298 amino acids. The record is from RefSeq and is a predicted model, not a curated record. The transcript has 4 exons.